UCAAUCAAUGUUCCGGAUACUAACAUAAAACAAUUUAUUAUAUCGUUAAAACAAAUGAAUGAAGUCAAACGACUCAAAAAGUAGUUAAGUAUAUCCACAACGAAGCAUACAGAAAUUCGCAAAGCCAAAUCAUGGAUCGAGUAUAAAUAUAUUCAACGAAAAUCAAAAAAAUUUAAAUCAAAUCAGCAACAUAAAUUAUACAUAAAAAUCAUUUAACUGGUGCAGUGCAUAUCCUUUACAGGUUCUAUAUGACAAAUAUUCGCCAACUUUACCAAUCGCUAUAAUAGCCAACGUUCGAUAUUCUGGUUUAGCCAUCAUUACGCACAAAACAAUCUGAGCCAACGCUACAGCGAAACCGAAGAACAAUUUCGAUAACAUUAUUGUUUCCCCUGAGGCCUCGACUGGAGAUGUUUUGCGCUUGACAACUCUAUCAGAAUAUCGAAUUUGGCUAUUACACUUGACUAGCAUGAGCAAGACCUAUGUUUAUUUUCUCCGUAUUUUUAUUUUUAGCUUUGCCUCGCAUCAACUACCUGACCUCAAACCUGUCUGGUAAUCAAGGAGAUUCAAUAACACUAAGAUGUAAUGCAUCUGGAUAUCCAGCACCUCGUGUUACAUGGAUACACAAGGAUACAAACAGAACAAUUGCUAAUUCCAGUGCAACGUCAUUCAACAUCACUUGUAAAGCAUCAAGAGGAAAGUAUUGCUGUCACGUGUCAAACGAUUUUGGUGAAGAGACUAUUUGUACAUCCCUUGAAGUGACAGAAUAUCAACCAAUAAAUACAAAGCUGACAUUGGAUAUGAAUUUUGCAACAGCAAAUAAAACAUUUGAAGUAUUCUGUAAUGCAGACGCAUCUCCGCCAGCAAAUUACUCCAUCAAACAAGGAAAUAUAACAAUGUUAAAUUCGUCUGAUGGUAAUGUCACAAUUACUACACCAAAUAAUGUGACGUAUCUUACUAUCGGCUGUAUUGCGAAGAACAAAUAUGGACAAGGAAAAGAAAUAUACCUCAAAAUGCCGAUCUAUCGUAAGUUAAAUCCUAAAUAAAAAAGUUCA
Molecule: messenger RNA, 1052 nt
Organism: Actinia tenebrosa (Australian red waratah sea anemone)
Lineage: Eukaryota; Metazoa; Cnidaria; Anthozoa; Actiniaria; Actiniidae
Product: immunoglobulin superfamily member 10-like
Biological process (GO): homophilic cell-cell adhesion; synapse organization
Cellular component (GO): plasma membrane; axon; neuronal cell body
Molecular function (GO): axon guidance receptor activity
Source: RefSeq, a predicted model, not a curated record